This is a messenger RNA of Aegilops tauschii subsp. strangulata, 867 nucleotides long. RefSeq names its product MADS-box transcription factor 51. Gene Ontology annotation, molecular function: protein dimerization activity; RNA polymerase II transcription regulatory region sequence-specific DNA binding. Lineage: Eukaryota; Viridiplantae; Streptophyta; Magnoliopsida; Poales; Poaceae. The record is from RefSeq and is a predicted model, not a curated record. Gene Ontology annotation, biological process: positive regulation of transcription by RNA polymerase II.
CAUUGGAGGGGCUCACGCAGAUAUUUGCUGCUUGGUGGUUCGUCAACGUCAUGGAGGGACCCGUCCCGUCCCUCUCGCUCAUUUUCGCCCGCUCCCCUCUCCAUCCAAUCAUCGAGAGACGUACGCCAGCGAGCGAGCGGCAGCCCGAGGAGGAGGAGGCGAGGCGAGGGAUGGCGCGGCGCGGGCCGGUUGAGCUGCGGCGUAUCGAGGACCGGACGAGCCGGCAGGUGCGCUUCUCCAAGCGCCGCUCGGGCCUCUUCAAGAAGGCCUUCGAGCUCGGCCUCCUCUGCGACGCCGAGGUCGCGUUGCUCGUCUUCUCCCCCGCCGGCAGGCUCUACGAGUACGCCUCCUCCAGCAUAGAAGAUACAUACGACCGCUAUCAGGCAUUUGGAGGAGCCGGAAAGAACCUGAAUGAAGGCGGUGCAAGCACCAACAGUGAUGGAGAUCCUUCAAAUAUACAGUCAAGGCUUAAAGAGAUUGCUUCCUGGUCUCUUCAAAACAAUGCUGAUGACGCAGAUGCUAAUGAGCUAGAGAAACUGGAGAAACUACUCACAGAUGCUUUGGAGAAUACAAAAUCCAAGAAGAUGUUGGCGCAACGAAAUAGCGGCGCAAGAACCAGUGCGAGCGGCGCGAACUCCAUCAGUCUUAGGGGACAGGAGGAAGGAAGGAGCUGAGCAGUCUAUGUGUAAUGCAUGUAUUUGCUGCUGAUGCUACACUGCUGCCUUGCCUUGUGCUUUUCCUAUCAGUCUGUUGUCAGUCUUCACUGCUGCUAGUGUCAUACGCAGCUGCGUGAGAAAUAAGUUUAUCUUGAUGUGCACUUCCUAUAAACUAGAUGAUUUCCCCGUGCGUUGCUGCGGAAACUUAAAA